AUGCCGCGUCGUGGUAAAGGGUGGUGUCCUGCGUCGACCGAGCUCAUGCUCGACAAGAUAGAGCUGUUCCUCCCAGCAGGACGCAAUGGUUGGGCAAAGGUAGCUGAUGCCUACAACCCUGAUGGAAAGGCGUUCCCAAAACGAGACAUCGACUCGCUCCGUCGCAAGUUCGCAACACUCAAAAACCAUGCCAAACCCACUGGCCACCCCGAGUGCCCCCCCGACGUACGCCGGGCGAAGCACAUCAGUCGUGAUAUCGACAACAACGUUGGUGUGUGCUCGAUGAAGGACGAGGACGCUGAUGAAGAAGUCGAUGACGCCGUGGAUGAACGUUUCGACGUCGCUGAACGACAAGCCGAAUCGAACGGGAUUGCCCAGGAACGAGCUUAUCGAGCUUGGAAAGGAUUUGAAACGGCAGCGCGCGACUGA
This is a messenger RNA of Aphanomyces astaci, 429 nucleotides long. RefSeq lists its product as hypothetical. Bases 1 to 429 code for a protein of 142 amino acids. The transcript is spliced from 2 exons. Lineage: Eukaryota; Oomycota; Saprolegniomycetes; Saprolegniales; Verrucalvaceae. The record is from RefSeq and is a predicted model, not a curated record.